Molecule: messenger RNA, 528 nt
Organism: Dentiscutata erythropus
Lineage: Eukaryota; Fungi; Glomeromycota; Glomeromycetes; Diversisporales; Gigasporaceae
Source: the annotation of a GenBank genome assembly
AUGCCUUUUGGUGGUUUACGAAAGAUGGUUUAUUAUUACUAUUUUGUGGAGGAGAGGUUUUAUGAAAUUGUUCUUGAUAAAGAAAGUGGAGAUGGUGAACUGUUGAAAAUGUUGGAGUUUUGUGAAUCUUUAUUUUUUCGUAUACUUGAACCUUCAUUAAUUCCAAUUAAUUCCCUUGAUAUACUUGAAUCGUACUAUGACCUGAGAGUACCAGGCGAAGGUUGUGGAGAAGACUCAACCAGGAAAAAGGAAGACCUGAAGCGAGAAAUCGAAUUAGGUCCUGAGAUAAUACUAAAAGAUUUAGUCGAUAGUUGCCUAAAAAUAUUGGAAACUUGGAUAUCUGAAUCCAAAAAACCUGAAGAGCUCAAGAAUAAAAUUGAGGGCAUCCUAAAAGGUAAAAACGAAGAAGAAAUGACGAAGCACAUGAAUGAAACAAAUAAAUCUAAAGAAAUAAGAAUCGAAAAGGCCAAACGUGAAGUAUACGAACCAGGACCCCGAAAUAGUCACGAAAUAUACAUAUAUAGGUAA